AUGAAAAAGAAGAACUUCAACCUAGACUUUGAGCUGUCGGCUCGCCAGUGCGCCGACCCGCUGGCGUUCACCAACUUGCUGCGGGAUCGACUGGACCCGGCGCUGUGCCUCUGCUGGUCACUGGGCGAGCGCGACUGGUUCCUGGGCGCCGCGCCGAGCUCGCUGGACGCGCGUGUUUUCGGCUACCUGGCGCCGCUGCUGCGCUCGCCGCUCCCCAGUCACCGCCUGCAGACGCUGCUCAAGGCGCACCCCAACCUCGUCGGCUUCGUGAGACGCGUCCAACAGCGGCUCUUCGCCGAACAGUAUGCAGGUGGGCGCUCUCGCUGA
This is a messenger RNA of Pollicipes pollicipes, 327 nucleotides long. Its product is annotated as metaxin-1 homolog. The record is from RefSeq and is a predicted model, not a curated record. Gene Ontology annotation, cellular component: cytoplasm; SAM complex. NCBI's taxonomy places the organism in Eukaryota, Metazoa, Arthropoda, Thecostraca, Pollicipedomorpha, Pollicipedidae. The transcript is spliced from 3 exons. Bases 1 to 327 code for a protein of 108 amino acids. Gene Ontology annotation, biological process: mitochondrion organization.